This is a messenger RNA of Racocetra persica, 123 nucleotides long. The record is from the annotation of a GenBank genome assembly. NCBI's taxonomy places the organism in Eukaryota, Fungi, Glomeromycota, Glomeromycetes, Diversisporales, Gigasporaceae.
UCAUAUCCAAUGGUCCAAUGGUUCCAAUUAGACAUUGGACGUCCAAGAUCCAAUAAUUUAGAUCGGACAUUGGACGUUCAAGAUCUAAUAACAAAUAUUGCUAAUGUCAAAAAUCACGAUUAG